CAUUUUCUUGUUUCUAUGUUUUCUUCUCAUUUUUCAAAUUUUCUUACUGUUUUUCGAAGAAGCUUUUUCAAGUAAUCCGUCUCUCUGAUUUUCGAAAUUUUCUCUGCUCUAACCUAAUCAGAUAGCCAUGAAAGGACCUUUAAACGUUGUGGUUGCUCACAAGAAGCCUGAGAUCAUGAAGGCACGCAAAGCAGAGGCAAAGGCACCAAAGAAGAAGAACUCGGUUGCUAAUAAUACUAAGGAUCCUAAUGCUCCUAAACGUCCUGCUUCUGCUUUUUUUGUUUUCAUGGAGGAGUUCAGGAAAUACUUCAAGGAGAAGUUUCCUGAUAACAAAGCAGUCGCCGCUGUAGGGAAAGCAGGUGGUGAGAAGUGGAAAUCUCUCACUGAUGCGGAGAAAGCUCCAUAUGCUGAAAAGGCACUGAAGAGGAAAGCUGAGUAUGAGACAGUUCUUGCAGCUUACAAGAAGCAGAAACUUAAUGGAAGCAUCGAGAAGUCGGAGGAAGGAUCUGAGAAAUCGAUUUCUGAAGUUCACAAUGAGGAGGAGCAGGAAGCCAGCUCUUAGAGAUGAAGUCCAAGAAAAAGCUCUGGUGGUGGGAGUUCUGUUCUGUACAGAGUUGGAAAUGGGAACAGUAGUGGUGACAGUAGAUAUUAUCAACAUCUCAUUUAAUUAGUAUAUCAGUAGCUUAAGAAAACAAUCUUUUUUAGUAUCGUUCUUUAUUGCUUCCACUAUUUUUAAGUUCAAAUCCAAGUUAAUACUUGAACUGCAAUUAUGAAAUACUACCAGUUUUAUUA
Messenger RNA from Mercurialis annua (annual mercury), 792 nucleotides. Its product is annotated as HMG1/2-like protein. The coding region runs from base 128 to 562 and encodes 144 amino acids. Lineage: Eukaryota; Viridiplantae; Streptophyta; Magnoliopsida; Malpighiales; Euphorbiaceae. The transcript has 7 exons. The record is from RefSeq and is a predicted model, not a curated record.